Messenger RNA from Dreissena polymorpha, 565 nucleotides. Its product is annotated as omega-scoloptoxin(05)-Ssm1a-like. Lineage: Eukaryota; Metazoa; Mollusca; Bivalvia; Myida; Dreissenidae. The transcript is spliced from 3 exons. The record is from RefSeq and is a predicted model, not a curated record. The coding region runs from base 66 to 485 and encodes 139 amino acids.
GAUCAAAUCUUCUGCAAGUAUAUGGAUAUGUACCUCCGGAUUUUGAAAGAUCGUCAUGAGAAACCAUGUGCAUGAGAGAUAGAUAUAUGUCAUUUCGGAUAUUACUGUUUCUUCAGACCAUCAUAUCGCCAGGUGUCGAGGGUAUUCUGAAGUGCUCCCAAUGUGAGUCCAGCGCCGGCGGAAGUUGCGUCCUGCGCGCGCCGACGCCGACACCGUGUCGUCAGUUGGAUGCCUCCAAUGGCGGACCGGUCAACUGCAUGAUAGCCACACAUCUGAAUAGCAACGGCACGACGAUCAGCUUCGUUCGCGGCUGCACCGUGGCCCGCGUGGCUUCCGGUUGCAUGCCUCAGGGUUCCGGCUCCCGUCUCUGUUAUCAAACAUGCUCCUCCGACGGAUGCAACACGGACCGAGCCCUUAGACCAGACAUACACCCAACAUGUUUAUUAGUGUUCUUGAUCAUUUCAUUUGUGUUUAAAUGUACUUAAAUAUAUUUUAAAUGUUUUAGAAAAUUUUACAAAAGUGUAUUUGUAAACCUCACAAUUAACACAAAGAACAUGUAUUGACA